Messenger RNA from Striga hermonthica, 1623 nucleotides. The record is from the annotation of a GenBank genome assembly. Lineage: Eukaryota; Viridiplantae; Streptophyta; Magnoliopsida; Lamiales; Orobanchaceae.
AUGCUAUCUUCAGCCCAGACCCCGCGCCUCCGACUUUCUUCCCGUACCACCACCACCACCACCCUCAAAUCCUUACACUCCUCCGUCAUCGCCAGCUCCGCUGCCGCCGCUGCCCCGCAGCCUCCCUCCCAAAUACUCACCACCCGAAAAUCCCUACUCUCACGCCAGACCUCAGCCGUGGACCUCGCCAAGUCCUUUCUCCACCGCCUCCGCCGCCACGAGCCCCAACUCGGCAGCUUUAUCCACGUGUCCUCCGAUGAAGCGGUUUUAAAGCAAGCUGAGGCGCUGGAUAACAAGAUUAGGAACAAUGAGGAGGUGGGCCCGCUUGCCGGGGUUCUGAUUGGAGUUAAGGAUAACAUCUGCACUCACGAUAUGCCUUCGACUGCCGGGUCGAGACUCUUGGAAAAUUAUCGCCCGCCCUAUGAUGCUACAGUGGUGGCGAAGCUGAGGGAUGGUGGAGCCAUCAUUGUUGGGAAGACCAAUUUGGAUGAGUUUGGUAUGGGGAGCACAACAGAAGGAUCUGCUUAUCAAGUGACGGCUAAUCCAUGGGAUUUGUCGAGGGUGCCAGGAGGGUCAUCUGGUGGAUCAGCUUCAGCUGUUAGUGCUAGACAAUGCAUGGCUGCAUUGGGCAGUGAUACUGGUGGAAGUGUCAGGCAACCAGCAUCUUUCUGUGGCGUUGUUGGUCUGAAACCAACAUACGGACGUGUGUCAAGAUAUGGGCUUGUGGCUUAUGCAUCUUCUUUGGAUGUUAUUGGAUGCUUUGGUUCAUCAGUUGCUGAUGCGGGAAUUCUCCUCCAAACAAUCUCGGGGCAUGACAAGUUUGAUGCAACAAGUAGCAAUAGAGAAGUCCCAGACUAUGCAUCCAACUUUGUUGGAAUAGAUUAUUUGGAAUCUAAACCCUUGAAAGGACUGAGAGUUGGUGUUAUUCGGGAAACCUGUGAUGAUGGAGUUGAUUCAGAAGUAAUAUCCACAUUUCGUGAUGCUGUUUCUCAUUUGGAAGAACUUGGAUGCACUGUUUCAGAGGUCUCACUGCCAUCAUAUUCUCUUGGAUUGCCAGCAUAUUACAUCCUUGCGUCAUCUGAGUCCUCGUCGAAUUUGUCUCGCUAUGAUGGUGUCAGAUAUGGAAAACAAAUUUUCGGUGAUGAGCUUAUUUCUCUUUAUGGGGAUUCCCGUGCCCAAGGGUUUGGUCCUGAGGUUAAGAUGAGAAUUCUAAUGGGCACUUAUGCUCUUUCAGCUGGUUAUUACGAUGCAUAUUACAAGCGUGCCCAGCAGGUCAGAACUAUAAUUCGAAAAAGCUUCAAGGAUGCUUUGGACAAAAAUGAUAUCUUAAUAUCUCCUGCUGCUCCCUCUGUUGCUUAUAAGAUUGGUGAGAAGAAAAAUGAUCCAUUGUCCAUGUAUGCCGGAGACAUAAUGACAGUUAACGUGAACUUGGCGGGUCUUCCGGCACUGGUUUUACCAUGUGGACUUGCUGAAGUGGGGUCUGCUGGUCUGCCCGUAGGACUCCAAUUGAUAGGAACAGCAUUUGACGAGGAGAAGUUGCUAAAAAUAGGUCACAUCUUCGAGCAAACUCUUCAGGGUUAUUCAUUCAUCCCACCUCUUGUGGCUGAUGAGUGUGCUUACUAG